AUGAAUAUGGUUCUAUUCCAGUAUAAAUAUCUGGACCGUUCCUCAAGGCACCGGCCAGGAACCGCGCAUACCUUUCACACAUUCGUUUACAUUCCAUCAUUGUUGCUCAGUCAGUGGGCUCACUCCGUCCAGUCUGCAACCACCCAUUUCGAGAAACCCCCAAUCAACAACUUCCUCUUAAGCAAAAUGCUGUCUUUCAAAACCACCCUCCUCCUCCUAGCCACCCUAGCCACAGACCCACUCCUCAUCUCCGCGACUCCAGUCCCCGACGCCUCGACCGAGACCGUCACCACCAUCGCCGCCCCCAACACCUCCCUCGAAGAACGCGGAACAGGUAUCUACCUCAAGGCCUACCACUCCGGCUCCUGCGACCGCGAUAUCGAAGCCGCCUCCGGCUGGGUAUGGGCCGGCCAAUGCAAGAACCUCGAGGCCGGCACCUACGGCGCGAAACCCAGCGACGUUGACUACCCGUGGCCGGAAAGCUGUGUGCUCAAGUUCUGGGAAAAGCCCAAUUGCCAUGGGAAGGCGGCGGUGCACCAUGUUGCGGAUUAUGAGCACAUCGGGAGUAUUAAUUGGGGACUUUUUGAUGGCUGGUAUAAUUGUUUUCCCGUGGCGAAUAAGAAGAGUAGUGGGUUUUAUUUGGGCGGUGGGGCUGCGAGUGUGCUUAUGACUUGUUGA
Messenger RNA from Aspergillus calidoustus, 678 nucleotides. Lineage: Eukaryota; Fungi; Ascomycota; Eurotiomycetes; Eurotiales; Aspergillaceae. The record is from the annotation of a GenBank genome assembly.